This is a messenger RNA of Pelecanus crispus (Dalmatian pelican), 1035 nucleotides long. Lineage: Eukaryota; Metazoa; Chordata; Aves; Pelecaniformes; Pelecanidae. The record is from RefSeq and is a predicted model, not a curated record.
AUGCCGCAGCUGAGCACCCAGCACCUCGGAGGGCGCAAGGAGCUGCACUUGGCGCAUCUGGUGCUCAGCUUCAUCACGAUGGGCUACCUCUGGCAGGAUGGCGAGGAGGGCGCCGUGAAGGUCCUGCCCCGAAAUCUCGCUGUCCCCUUCUGGGAGGUCUCACAGGCCCUCGGCCUCCCCCCCAUCCUCAGCCACGCAGACUUUGUGUUGGCCAACUGGAGGAGGAAGAACCCCAACGGGCCUCUAGAAAUUGAGAACCUGGACACCAUCAUCUCGCUGCCUGGGGGACAGAGCCUGCGAGGCUUCAUCCUCGUCACCCUCCUGGUUGAGAAGGCGGCUGUGCCCGGGAUUAAGGCAAUCGUUCAGGCCAUUCGUGCCAUUCUGCAGCUCGAUGAGGACACCCUGCACAAAGCCCUGCAGGAGCUGGCAGAGGCCAUCGGGGACAUGAGCCAGGCUUUGAAACGGAUGCACGAUUAUGUGGAUCCAGCAGUAUUUUAUGCUGUGAUCCGGAUCUUUCUCUCCGGCUGGAAAGAUAACCCGGCCAUGCCAGACGGGCUGAUAUACGAAGGUGUAUCUGACGAGCCCAUGGCGUACUCGGGAGGGAGCGCAGCACAGAGCACCGUCCUUCACGCUUUUGAUGAGCUCCUGGGGAUUCGCCAUAGCGAGGAGAGCACCGCCUUCCUGCACAGGAUGAGGGACUACAUGCCCCCGCCCCACAGAGCCUUUGUGGAGGAGAUCCGCCGUGCCCCCUCCCUGAAGCAGCACGUGCUCUCCUCCGGGGAUGCGCAGCUCUGCGCGGCUUUCAACCAGUGCAUCUCUGCACUGGCGGACUUCAGGUCCUACCACAUCACCAUCGUCACCAAGUACAUCGCUGUGGCAGCGGCCAAAGCCAAGGCCAGGCGGGGAGAGCUGGGCGACAGGGCUGGCCCCUCUGCAGGGAAACCUCCGUCCGCGCUGGAGGCCAAAGGGACUGGCGGGUCCCACAUCUUCAGCUUCGUCAGGGACACGACCAGGGAAGGGAUGAUAAGUGCCUGA